CACAUAAAGCGGAAGAUUCGGCGGCGGCCAUCUUGGGGGCGGGGCAUCAUUCGUAAGAAGAAGACUUAUAAAAAAGGAAUGGACGAGGAGGAAGAGGAGGAGGAGGAGCCCGAGGCCGAGGUGGAAGCUGUAGGGCCCAGUGACUCGUGUUUAACGCCGGACGAGGAAUCAUCAUGUGACACCAUGGGACCCCAGCCCAAUGGCCACCAUCCCCAUGUCCCCUCUACGGAAGAGGAGAGCUCCAACGAGCCCCCUGUUGCAGCUCCUGCUGAACCUCCAGAUGACAGCGAAGCCCAAAAAGAGCAAACGCCUACGGAGGAGGAACCCUCGGCCAAAAAGGCAGAGCCUGAGAACACAGAGAAACCCAGUGAGCCGCUUCGCCUCAGUGGCAGUUCUCAGCCCCAGGCAGAUGGGGAUGGCCAGUCCAAGAAGGCUGACUUCCAGCCGUCAAUUGAAUUGUCCAAAUCUUCAGAUGCUGAGGUCCAGCCUAAGCACACAGAGGGUGUCUUAGUAUCACAAGCAGACUGUGUGAAUGGAAACGAGUCAAUGGACAGCCUGGACUCACACAGCCUCCAGGGGAGCAGCGAGGGUGAGAAAAGAACUGCUCAUAGCACGGCUCAGUGCUCUAAUGAACCAGAACUGGAAGAUCACAAAGAUAAACACGAGAGCAACCCAACUCAGGAGCACCCUCCCCAGGAUGGGAGAGCAGAAACAGGAAAUGUUGUGGAACAUCAACAUACAGAAGGGGGUUCCACAGCCGAGAUGUCAGAGCAGCUGAAGGGAAUUACUGAAAGGACGGAGGAAGAGCCACAACCAGCCCCCCCUCAUCCUCUUUUAGUGGUUGACCACCAGCGACUUGCGGCUCUGCUGGAUACGGUGGUGAAGAAGAGUGAAGGAUACAGCGUGGAGCAGCUGGAGAGACUCUACUCCCUCCUCAGCCAGAGCAUCUACCGGCACCGCAGAGAGUACGAGAAGACCAAACUACUGGAGGAGAUGGAGGGGAAAAUCCAGCAUUUUGAUACAUUCCCGUGAGACGGAGAGGAUACCAUAUCAGCCUGGGACCACAAAGAAACACACACACACACACAGAGACACACAGAAAAAAUCCAGCGCCCUCUUCUUGCCGGGAGGAGAAACAUGAGGACGAUGUUGAGGACAUUCAAUGGUGCUAUCGUCUCAGGAACCUGGCCAGAUCCAGACCAUCAUACACACACACACACACACACACACACACACACACACACACACACCCCCCCAACGCUGCCGGUCGACCCUGGUGCUAUCCUAACUUUCAUCCACAUUGCUCUUUGGGAUUACUUCUUAACUUUGAUGACGAGCAAAAGCCAACAGAUCGGGUGGUGUCACCUGGACACACACCACACACACACACACACACACACACACACACACACACACACACACACACACACACACACACACACACACUCUUGCAUGUACUUCAACAAACACAGCCGGAAUGCACACACUCACCCAGACCCUCACCAGCAGAAAGUGUGAAUGCAGCGUCCCGCUAGGAGAUGAGGACAGAUAAUGUUCUGAAUCACUGGACCACAUUGCUGAGCCCCCCCCCCCCAAA
Molecule: messenger RNA, 1597 nt
Organism: Notothenia coriiceps (black rockcod)
Lineage: Eukaryota; Metazoa; Chordata; Actinopteri; Perciformes; Nototheniidae
Product: ATPase family AAA domain-containing protein 2B-like
Exons: 4
Coding region: 79-1032 (317 amino acids)
Biological process (GO): transcription initiation-coupled chromatin remodeling; nucleosome assembly; nucleosome disassembly
Cellular component (GO): nucleus
Molecular function (GO): histone binding; ATP hydrolysis activity; chromatin binding
Source: RefSeq, a predicted model, not a curated record